CAAAUCAAAUCAAAAUGGACACUUUGGUUUCUAUUCAUCCUCGGUUUGGCAUUGGUUUUGUUGCACCAAAACCAAAACCAAAACCAAAUCUGUUUCACUUUUCUAACCCACCAAAACAACAGCCAUUGGCAAAUUAAGCCUUCAAAGUUUUCAUCUUUCUUUCACUCCAACAUUUACCCUUUUGAGCAUCAAUGGGGAUAUUGUAUGGAAUGGUGGCAAGGGGACAGGUGGUUCUGGCUGAGUUCAGCGCCUCACAGAGUAAUGCUAGUGUGGUUGCCAAACAGAUACUAAACAAGAUCAAUGAAGGAAGUAAUAACAAUGAUAGCAAUGUUUCCUUUUCCCAUGAUCUCUAUGUUUUUCAUGUCAAGAGAACAGAUGGCCUCACUGUUCUUUGUAUGGCUGAUGAUGCAUUUGGAAGAAUGGUCCCUUUUGCAUUUCUUGAAGAUAUUCAUAAAAAAUUUGUGAAGACAUAUGGCCGUGCAAUUCUUUCAGCUCCUGCCUAUGCCAUGAACGAUGAGUUCUCAAGGGUGUUGAAUCAACAGAUGGAUUAUUACUCCAAUGACCCAAAUGCUGACAGAUUGAACCGUCUCAAAGGGGAAAUGACUCAGGUCAGAACAGUGAUGAUUGACAACAUUGAGAAAGUGUUGGAGAGAGGUGGCCGCUUGGAACUGUUGGUAGAGAAAACUUCAGCAAUGAACAGCAAUUCAAUUCGUUUCAAGAGGCAGUCCCGUCGUUAUAAAAAUAACCUUUGGUGGAGUAAUGUUAGGCUAACGGUUGCACUUAUUAUAAUGUUCGCCGUUAUCAUUUAUGUUAUUCUGGUCUUUAUCUGCCAUGGUCCCUUGUUGGCUGCCUGCUGGAGAUAAGCUAUGAAGGUUG
Messenger RNA from Abrus precatorius (Indian licorice), 876 nucleotides. RefSeq names its product vesicle-associated membrane protein 711-like. The record is from RefSeq and is a predicted model, not a curated record. NCBI's taxonomy places the organism in Eukaryota, Viridiplantae, Streptophyta, Magnoliopsida, Fabales, Fabaceae. The coding region runs from base 192 to 863 and encodes 223 amino acids. Gene Ontology annotation, cellular component: membrane. Gene Ontology annotation, biological process: vesicle-mediated transport. The transcript has 4 exons.